AUGGAGUGCCCUGAAUGCUUAAAUACCUGGAAUUCAGAAGAAAUUAUUCCUAGAAUUCUUAAUUGUGGACAUUCUCUUUGCGAUCCUUGCGCUCAUCGAUUAUUUUCAAUAUCUCAACUAAUUUGUCCGACCUGCAAUAGUCCCAAUGUGUUUACAAUUGAAAGGCAAUACAAUGAUACAGAUAUUUCGUAUGCAAACAAAUGUAUAAACACUAUGCCUAAAAACUUUUCUCUUCUAAGCUUGGUCUGCUCUAGACCUUCAAUUAAUCCAGGAUUUAGCCCUGCUAGAAAAGUAAAAACCUUUGCUCAUGAGAUCACAUUUGGUCAACAUUGCGAAGAGCAUGAUCUGCCUAUCCAUUCCUAUACAGAAAAACCGUAUAGCUUGCUAUGUGAUGAAUGCUUACUCACCGGGUUUUUUUUAUAUAUAAUUUUAUAGUAAUUUUUUUUUCCGAAAUUAUUAAAAAAAUCCAAUUUGCGAAAAAGCUAAAAUUAAUUUAAUUGUAAAAUUUAUACUUAAAAAUGCAAAAUAUUUAAAAUUCAACAGAAUUAGCUAGAUAUUCAUUAUACUAAUUAUCAUCUACAUAAAAAAUUUGUUAUUCCCCUCAAGAAUGGCGGGUUUUAACUCAAAAAAUAAUGAUUAUUUCAAUGUCUUAUUCUCUCACGGAGAGGGUUUAGAGGAAAUUGCCGACCUCGGUUUAAUAAUUAAGCCUCUUCCUGAAAUAGUGAAUUUUAUGAGAGAUUCUUUAGAAGAAGCAUUGACUAAUAUAACAAAGAAAAAGAGUGAUUUAAAUAGGAUGAAGAUGAAUUUAGGCAGGCUUGGGAGUGAUGAAAGCCAAAAAUCUAUAGAAAAACUAGAAGAGCACUUCCAGAUGCUCAAAAAAAGCCUUCAGAAAAUUUAUAAUGACGCCAAAACCAACUUAAAUCAAAUGCUACAGCAACAGCAAGAAGAAGCAGAAUUUAAACUAACUUCAUUGGAAACCAUCCAAGGAAGUUUAAGAGAAUUUGAAGCUCGUUUACUAGAUUUAGAAUCUUUAAAAGAUGAACAAAUAGUGAGCUGGGCUGAAGAAAUCCCAAAAAUUUUAGCUGAAAUUUCUAUCCCAAGCCCAGAAAUAUCUCCAGAUAUAAACAUUUUGACACUAAGUAUCAACAGAGCUUGUUAUGAAUCCCUAAAAGAUGUAAUAGCACAGUCAUAUGAAAUCCAUGUAGAAGAAAAACAAAGCGAAAAUUGGGAUUGUCACUCCUGCAAUAGCAAAAAUAUCGAUGGAGAAAUUCAGUGUUUCAACUGUAAAAGCUUCAGAAAAAUUGAGACUUAUCCUAAUUUUUUGAAAAAUCCAAAUAAUGUGACUGAGAAAGAAUUAAACGAAAUUCAAUUGAGGAGGAAUACUGAAUUAGAGAUGAUAAGCGAGCUGGACAAUGAGUCGGGAAAUACAGGAGUUUGGUAUAUAAUUAAUGCGGAGUGAAUAGCUGAAUGGAAAAGUUUUAUUUUUAAUAAACCAUCACCGAAUAUGGCACAAAAUUCACCCAAUAAAGAGAUAGGGACGCUCCCACCAGGAAAAAUUUCGAAUGAUUCGUUAUUUUUAGACCCUGCUACAAUGCAACAACUUAAGUUGAAGCUGAAGCCAGUAGCUCAUUAUCGAGGAGUUAAUGAAAAAGUAUGGCAAGCUUAUUAUACAAUAUAUGGAGGAGGCCCAGCAAUAGCAAGAAAAAAAUUAAAUAUUUAUGAUGAGCCAGUAGAAAUUCCGAAAUAA
Messenger RNA from Blepharisma stoltei, 1747 nucleotides. Lineage: Eukaryota; Ciliophora; Heterotrichea; Heterotrichida; Blepharismidae. The record is from the annotation of a GenBank genome assembly.